CGAUAUGACGUCAUAAGUGUGCGCCACACUGUUGUAAUUUGGCUGAAGAAAGAAAAACUCCUGGUGAAGGUGCUUACAUGAGAUCCACGUGACGCAUUAUUAUAAAGAUGGCGUUUAUUAAAGAGGAGAGUGAAGACAUCAAGAUUGAAGAAACAUUCAAAGUGAAACAAGAAGAUACUGAGGAAAAAACAGACCUAAGGGUGCUGAAAGAGGAGAGUGAAGUACUGAAUGAAAUGGAGAAGAAUCAAUGUGAGAAUCAUUAUGAUUUGAUAACUGAAGAAAAUUCUUUCAGUUGCUCACAGAAUCACAAUGAAGAGAAGCCUGUCACAUACCCUCAGUGUGGGAAGACUUUUGAUCAAGAUGAAAACCUUAAAGCCCACAUGACAAUUCACACUAUAGAGGGUCCUUUCAUCUGCCAUCAGUGUGGGAAAAGUUUCACUCAAAAAGGAAGCCUUAACAGGCACAUGAGAAUUCACAAUGGAGAUAAGCCUUACAUGUGCCCACUGUGUGGAAAGAGUUUUAAUCAACAUGGAAACCUCGAAGUCCACAUGAAGCUUCACACUGGAGAGAGGCUUUUCCCCUGUCAACAUUGCGGAAAAAGUUUCAACCGAAAAGGAAACCUUAAUUACCACAUGAGAGUUCACACUGGAGAGAGUCCUUUCACUUGCCAACAAUGUGGAAUAAGUUUCACUGUAAAGGGAAGCCUUGUUAGGCACAUGAGAAUUCACACGAGAGAGAAGCCUUACAAAUGCCCUCAUUGUGAAGAGAGUUUUGAGCAACAUGGAAACCUUAAAGUCCAUAUGAGAAUUCACACUGGAGAGAAGCCUUAUGUGUGCUCCCAGUGUGAAAAGAGUUUUGAUCAACAUGGGAAUCUUAAAGUCCAUAUGAGAGUUCACACUGGCGAGAAGCCUUACACAUGCCCUCAGUGUGGAAAGAGUUUUGAUCAACAUGGGAAUCUUAAAGUCCACAUGAGAGUUCACACUGGAGAGAAGCCUUACACAUGCUCUCAGUGUGGAAAAAGAUUCACUCAAAAAGGACACCUUGAAGUCCACAUGAGAAUUCACACCGGAGAGAAGCCUUUUACCUGCCAACAGUGCGGAAAAAGUUUCAAACGAAAAGGAAUACUUAAAAGGCACAUGAGACUUCACGUCGGAGAGAACGAGUUUCAAUCAGCAUGGAAACCUUAAAGUCUACAUGAGAGUUCACACCGGAGAGAAGUCAUAACCCUAUGGGAUAUGACAUAACCCGAAGUACCACAUGAGGACUCACUUAAGAGAGAACUGUCAUCAUCAGUUUGGUUCCAGACAGGAAACAUCUUAGGAAUCACGUAACUAGGGCUGUCGUGGUAACCGCAAUAUUGUAGUACCGCGCUUCUGACAAGUCAACCGCAGAGGAUUGCUCGUAACCGCAGCAACCGC
Messenger RNA from Pimephales promelas (fathead minnow), 1418 nucleotides. NCBI's taxonomy places the organism in Eukaryota, Metazoa, Chordata, Actinopteri, Cypriniformes, Leuciscidae. The record is from RefSeq and is a predicted model, not a curated record.